Molecule: messenger RNA, 1137 nt
Organism: Punctularia strigosozonata HHB-11173 SS5
Lineage: Eukaryota; Fungi; Basidiomycota; Agaricomycetes; Corticiales; Punctulariaceae
Product: DNA breaking-rejoining enzyme
Exons: 1
Biological process (GO): DNA recombination; DNA integration
Molecular function (GO): DNA binding
Source: RefSeq, a predicted model, not a curated record
CGACCGAAUGUCCAGGCACACGAACGCCUGCGCUAUUGGUCGACAUCAUACACGCAAGAGCGAGAACGAGAUGUUGUCGACCGGCUGGGCCUAGACAUUGCCACUGCAGCAAAGGACGCAGCGAUAGAGGGCUGGACGAAGAAGACCAGGGAAGUGUAUGCGGCGGGCCCACUGCGUUUCACGCAAUUCUGUCAGGAGAAAGGUGUCCCGGAGGCCUUAUGGAUGCCAGCUGACCCCUUCCUCAUCGCCGCCUUCAUUGCACAUUUUCAAGGCUCAGUUGGCGGAUCUUGCAUCAAGAGCUGGUUGUCGGGUCUCAAGGCCUGGCACGAUAUACAUGGGGCACCCUGGCAUGGAGGGUCGGCCUUGGUCAAGCUUAGUCGAGUUGGCGCAUCGCGAGCUGGUGCGAGUCACACGAAACCUCCCCGUUCCCCCAUCACCAUCGCACACCUACGCGCCCUCGAGCAGGGCCUAACACUCACGAACCCGAAGGACGCAGCGAUCUGGGCAGUGGCGACGAACGCGUUCUGGGGAUGCCGUCGCCUAGGGGAGCUCACCGUCCCCUCGCUUGGAGGCUUCGAAGGGAGAUUCCACGUACAACACGGCACACGGAUGGAUUGGAGGCGCGUGGCGGCAGCGGAUUCAGUCUCGUACCGCAUACCUUGGACGAAAACCACCAAGGACGGCGGCGCGUCGGUCACUCUCAACGAACAGGACGUCGCCUGCCCUCUGCAGGCGCUUUCGACACACCUGGCGGUUAACGGUGGUGCGGGGCCCACCGAGCAUCUGUUUGCGUACAGGGACCCUUCAGGGCUGUUCAAGCCCAUGGUAAAAUCGGUUUUCUUGGCCCGUUGCAACGAAAUCUGGGCUGGGGCGGAACUAGAGGAGGUACAGGGCCACGGUUUCCGCAUCGGAGGGACCACGGAGUUACUGCUGGCAGGGGUUGCACCAGAAGCGGUGCAGAAGCUGGGUUCCUGGUCUUCGUCGGCCUUCUUGGCGUACUGGAGAAGGGUCGAGAUCAUUGUAGCAUCCAACAUCGCGCAGGCCUACUCUAGGGAGAGGAUCGAGGUCGUCCGCAACUCGAUCGAAGAUUUUCGUACCCGACACGGACUCGCACAAGCACGGACAACCACCCAGGAA